AUGGAAGAAGAGCUAUAUUGUGCAAUUAUGGACUUUAGAGGAAACAAUCAUUUGAUUCCAAUGAAUAUCAAGGGGACUUUCAGUAAUUUAGUGGCCGAGGUGCAAAGUAGAAUUGCUUUUUUUUCAAGCCCAGUGAAGCUGACUUAUGAAGUCCCAUAUACAGAAGAAUUGUUUGUACGUGUCCAUGAUGACGUCGAUUUGUCAACAAUGUUCGAUGUACAUCUAAGUUGCAAGAAGAAGAUAGUUAAGAUGCAUGUUGACAUAGAUCGAGAUACAUUAUUUGGUCUAGAGGAAAACACCAUUCACAUAAGGAAUCCUACCAUAUCUCUUUCGGAACAACAUGCAUCCUCGACGCAUAAUCCAUCCAAUUCACAAAAUGCAUUACGUGAAGUUGAGAGAUCUAGUAUUCAGAUUCCUAUUUCAUGGUAUCAUGCCAUUAGAAGUGUCGGACAAGAAUUUAAUGAUGUUGAACAUCUAAGGUACAAGGGAACUCUACUUGCUGCUACUGCUUUGAAUGGAGAUGGAGGAAUGUUUCCUGUCGCUCUUUGUAUUUGUGGAACCGAGAAUGAGAGCAAUUGGGAGUGGUUCCUUGAAUGCAUUCGUGACGUAUUGUACAAUUCAGAUGAUCCAUAUACUCCGAAUGAUGAGCUGGUUAUAAUCUCUGAUCGAGACAAAGGACUUCAAAAUUCCGUCAAGAAUUGCUUCCCUUGUUCAUAUCACAGUUAUUGCAUCCGCCAUUUAAUGGCCAAUUAUAAGAACAACUUGUCAAAGAAAAGGUUACCAGCACCACUUAGGGAUGAUUGUGUUCAAAUUAUGAAGAGAGCUGCCUAUGCCUACACAAUGCAUGCUUAUCAUAAUGAAUGCAACGAGCUCCAGAAUAAGUCAUCUAUUGCUUUCAUUGAAAUGCUGAAUAUGAGCCCACAGAACUGGGCUAAUUGUUAUUUUCCUAGAAAGAGGUAUGGGUGGUUAACCUCAAAUCUAGCUGAGUCCUUCAACGCAUGGAUUAAGGAAGCCCGAUUUUUACCGAUAGCGCAGUUGGUUGAUCACAUCCGGGUGAAGAUGAUGAAAAUGAGCUACGAUAGACAUGAGGAAUCCAACAAAUGGACUACACCACUUGUUCCUAGUGUAGAGGAGCAUCUUGUCCUGAUCAACGAGGGUGCACGUUGUCUUCAUGUUAAUCCUUCUACAUCAAUUCUGUAUGAAGUAUAUGAUUCCCCAUCUGUUAGAGUGAAUUUGGAGUACCGCACGUGUACUUGUCGCCAAUGGCAAGUUCUUGGACUACCUUGCAAGCAUGCGGCCGCCGUAAUCAGGCACAAAGAUCAGCUAUUGUAUCCAUAUAUUUCUGACUAUUUCAGCACGGAGGUGUACCGCAAGUGUUACUCCUUUCCCAUAUAUCCAAUUCCUGAUGAUGAGAAGCCAAUUAUAACGGAUGAGAAUAUGGAGAUUAGACCUCCAUUAACCUCGAUUCGUAGAGGAAGGCCAAAAACAAAGCAGAUCCCUUCUGGACUAAAUCCUUCUAGAAUGUUGAAGUGUAUCCGAUGUAAGGAGUUCGGUCACAAUCGACGAACAUGUAACCAACCAAUAGCUGAUUGA
This is a messenger RNA of Asparagus officinalis (garden asparagus), 1593 nucleotides long. RefSeq lists its product as uncharacterized. NCBI's taxonomy places the organism in Eukaryota, Viridiplantae, Streptophyta, Magnoliopsida, Asparagales, Asparagaceae. The coding region runs from base 1 to 1593 and encodes 530 amino acids. The record is from RefSeq and is a predicted model, not a curated record. Gene Ontology annotation, molecular function: zinc ion binding. The transcript is spliced from 4 exons.